Molecule: messenger RNA, 324 nt
Organism: Rotaria sordida
Lineage: Eukaryota; Metazoa; Rotifera; Eurotatoria; Philodinida; Philodinidae
Source: the annotation of a GenBank genome assembly
AUGAUAUCAACAGCAGCUGUAACUCUCAAUUUUAUUUCAUUCAUUGGAACUAUAUUUAUCGGUGUCAUAUGCAUACUUAUGCUUAGCAUACUUUUACCAUCAAUUAUACGCAAGCAUGAUUUAGUUUUAAUUUUAGUUGCUAAUAAUUAUUUAGCAUUAUUAGUCUUUGCACUUGUAGCUAUACCAAGCAAUUUUGAUCUGGUUCGAGGUGAUUAUAAUUUGUAUAUUGGUAUGGAAACACUUAGUUGUCGUAUUAGAGGAUAUGUGAUUUAUUCAUCUCUGGCUAUUAUUUUUCAUUGCUUUCUAUUACAGGUAAAAUUUUAA